Molecule: messenger RNA, 372 nt
Organism: Antrostomus carolinensis (chuck-will's-widow)
Lineage: Eukaryota; Metazoa; Chordata; Aves; Caprimulgiformes; Caprimulgidae
Gene: CNTF
Product: ciliary neurotrophic factor
Exons: 2
Biological process (GO): positive regulation of tyrosine phosphorylation of STAT protein; astrocyte activation; ciliary neurotrophic factor-mediated signaling pathway
Cellular component (GO): axon
Molecular function (GO): ciliary neurotrophic factor receptor binding; cytokine activity; growth factor activity
Source: RefSeq, a predicted model, not a curated record
AUGGCGGCAGCGGACAGCUCCUCAGCCACUCUCCAGCGCCGUGACUUGUGCAGCCGAGGCAUCCGCCUGGCCGUUUUUUCAGAUGUCGUUGAUCUCCUGGACACCUAUGGGAGUUUGCUCUGCUUGUUCUGGCUGCCCAUGGGACUGGGAGUGCUGGAGCAGCAGGAGCAGCUGGGUUAGGCUGAUGCUGCCCUGAGCCGGGCACUGGCAGCCGUCCUCCUCCAGGUCUCAGCCUUUGCCUACCACCUUGAGGAGCUGCUGCGGCUGGAGAGCCGUGGGCCCCCCAGCGAGGAGGGGGCUAGGCCUCCCCAGCCCCCCCACCUUGGCCUCUUUGAGAGGAAGCUGCGGGGCCUGGGGGGGCUACCGGAGGCG